This is a messenger RNA of Tarenaya hassleriana, 1513 nucleotides long. RefSeq names its product vacuolar amino acid transporter 1. NCBI's taxonomy places the organism in Eukaryota, Viridiplantae, Streptophyta, Magnoliopsida, Brassicales, Cleomaceae. The record is from RefSeq and is a predicted model, not a curated record. Gene Ontology annotation, cellular component: plasma membrane. The transcript has 3 exons. The coding region runs from base 80 to 1369 and encodes 429 amino acids.
CCUCUCUCUCUCUCUACAUCUCUCUAUCUCUCUCUCUCUCUCUCUCUCUCUCUCUCUCUCUAGGACAUUAUAAGACAACAUGUCUCGUCGUGAAGAAGAGUUCCUGUCUUCGCCACUCAUCGUCGCAGAGCAGAAGCACUGUAAAGACGAAGAAGGAGAAAUAUGUGAGAGUCUGAACAAGAACUCGAGCACCUCUGCUCUCUCCAAGACUUGUUUCCAUGGCAUCAACGCCUUAUCAGGGGUCGGCAUAUUGUCAGUUCCAUAUGCAUUAGCAUCGGGAGGAUGGCUAAGUUUGAUUCUACUGUUCCUCAUGGCGGCCGUAACGUUCUACUGCAGCAUCCUCAUCCAAAGAUGCAUGGACAUGGACCCUCUUCUCGCGUCUUACCCCGACAUCGGCCACAAAGCCUUCGGAAAAACCGGAAGACUCAUCGUCUCCAUCUUCGUCAACCUCGAACUCUACCUCGUCGGAACAAGCUUCCUGAUCUUGGAAGGAGACAACCUCGACAAACUUUUCCCCUCUGUCGGUUUCCACCUCUUUGGUCUCCAUCUCGGCGGUCGACAGAUGUUCGUCCUUCUCGCCGCCCUCUUCGUUCUUCCCUCCGUCUGGUUGGACGAUCUCAGGAUCCUCUCUUACGUUUCCGCCAGCGGUGUGUUCGCUUCCGUCGUGAUUCUCGCUUCGGUUUUCUGGGUCGGGGCCUUUGACGGGAUCGGAUUCAAGAACAGCGGAUCAAAGAUGUUCGAUCUCAGAGGAAUCACAACUUCUUUGAGCUUAUACGCGUUUUGUUACUGCGCCCACCCUGUUUUUCCUACUCUCUACACUUCCAUGAAGAACAAACGCCAGUUCCCACUCGUCAUGAUCGUGUGUUUCACGUUAUGCACGUUUACGUACGCAUCAAUGGCGAUUCUUGGCUACUUAAUGUUUGGUUCGGAGGUCAAAUCGCAGAUAACGUUGAAUCUCCCAACGCAGAAGCUAAGUUCAAGAGUGGCGAUCUACACCACGCUGGUGAAUCCUAUCGCCAAAUACGCUUUAAUGGUGACACCAAUCAUAGACGCGGCGAGAAACCGGUUACCCGGUUCAUGGCCAAACAAGAGAACCGCCGGUUUGUUUCUGGGUACAGCAUUGGUUAUCAGCAACGUGAUCGUGGCGUUGCUUCUCCCGUUCUUCGGCGAGCUCAUGAAUUUGGUCGGAGCUUUCUUGAGCACGACGGCUUCGGUUGUAUUGCCUUGCCUGUGUUACCUGAAGAUCUCGGGGAGAUACAGAAGAUUCGGGAUCGAAACCAUGGUUCUAAUCGGUAUUAUACUGAUGGGCAUUGUGGUUGUGAUAACCGGAACUUACCAAUCGGUUAAGGACAUACUCGGUCGCCUUUGAAGUGAUCUGGUGAUUAAUAGUAUGAAUGAAUUCACUUUGCGCUGGGUACGUAGCUUUAGGUUAUUAAUUCGAUUGUUUUUCUCUUUUGUUAUACUUUGCUUAUAUUCUUGGGGAAAAUACCAGUGAGGAUAAGAGAUUAUAAUA